This is a messenger RNA of Labrus mixtus (cuckoo wrasse), 3177 nucleotides long. RefSeq names its product potassium inwardly rectifying channel subfamily J member 12b (gene kcnj12b). Gene Ontology annotation, cellular component: plasma membrane. The record is from RefSeq and is a predicted model, not a curated record. Bases 821 to 2110 code for a protein of 429 amino acids. Gene Ontology annotation, molecular function: inward rectifier potassium channel activity. Gene Ontology annotation, biological process: potassium ion import across plasma membrane; regulation of monoatomic ion transmembrane transport. Lineage: Eukaryota; Metazoa; Chordata; Actinopteri; Labriformes; Labridae. The transcript is spliced from 2 exons.
UGGUCGGGGGAGAAGCAUGUAGUCUCCAAAUGCCAAGUUUCUACAGUGACACGGUGAGAGGGAGGGGGAGGACGAGAGCUGAGCAGUGAGCAAUAGUUCACUGGAUGUGGGAUACAGAGUGGGAUCUGCAGCAGAGCAAGAUCAGAUAGCACAUCUACCAAGAAAGUGAGAGACUGUUGACUGCAUAUGACUCUAAAAUAAGCUUUGAGGAAUCGAUUUUUUGAUUGGAUCGGACCCCGUGGCUCACGUGAGCCACACGCACAUUUAAUUUGGGAUCGCUGUGAUCAAGACGUCGAGGGUCAAAACAAGACUUCACUGCUGUACUGAAGUCAUUUUCUGACUGUAGUGUGUUUCUGAUCGACUGGAUAUCAAAAGAGGAGUAACUUUUGGAGGACUUGAUUGUGUGUGAUUGUUAUGCUCUCCUCGCUGAGGGGGGAAAGAGACGCGUUUAAACUCGGAGGCAAAGACAUGAAGGUGCACUGGGGACGUUUACUUUUCUGCCUCAGGAGGAAAGAGUGGUUCUACCCGUAAGAGGAGAGAGGAGCCAUCAGAAGCCCGAAGAGAAACAUGCAUAAGAUAAAUUAAAGGAAGCCUGAGGAGAAAUAUUAGCAGUUAGCAGUUUGGCAAAAAAACUGGGAGAUCUCAAAGGAAGCAAAAGUUGGGAGCCCUUGCACACGAGACCACUUCUUCAGUUCCUCACGUCUCAGUUCCGGUUGUUACUGAGGCUGUUUGUGGACGGAGCUGUAAACCUUCCCAUGAGCUGGGUGAGUUUUGUGUGAGCCGGGCUGUUUGAAGCCGCGUGGCUGUGCCCCUCCGAGGCAUGAGUGUGGGAAGGGCACACCACCACCACCACCACCACAGCUUCCCGUCCUGUGAAGAAGAAGGCCUGAGACUCAGCGCCAUGCCCGCUGUCGGCAGCUUCGGCAAUGGAAAGAUUCACACCAGACGUAAAUACCACAGCCGGUUUGUCGGCAAGACCGGUCAAUGCAACGUCCAUUUCUCCAACAUGGACGAGAAGUCGCAGCGGUACAUAUCUGACAUUUUUACCACUUGUGUGGACAUCCGCUGGAGAUACAUGUUCCUGCUGUUUAGCCUGGCAUUUGUGGUGUCCUGGCUCACCUUUGGCCUGGCAUACUGGGUAAUCGGGCUCCUCCAUGGUGACAUGGACCAUCCAGCAGGGGACGACGGUUUUGUCCCGUGCGUCACUGAGGUCAGAACCUUCGUGGCGGCGUUCCUGUUCUCCAUUGAGACCCAGACGACCAUCGGUUACGGCGCUCGCUGUGUGACGGAAGAAUGCCCGGCGGCCGUCUUCAUGGUGGUCUUUCAGUCCAUCAUGGGCUGCAUCAUCGAUGCCUUCAUGAUCGGUGCAAUCAUGGCCAAGAUGGCGAGGCCCAAAAAGCGAGCGGAGACUCUACUGUUUAGUCACAACGCCGUCAUCGCUUUGCGUGACGGCAAACUGUGCCUCAUGUUCAGGGUUGCUAAUUUAAGGAAGAGCCAUAUAGUAGAAGCUCACGUUCGAGCCCAGCUGGUCAAACCUCGCUUCACAGAGGAAGGCGAGUACAUCCCCCUGGAUCAGAUGGACAUGAACGUAGGCUACGACAAAGGCACCGACCGCCUCUUUCUGGUUGCUCCUCUCACCGUCAUACAUGAGAUCGAUGAAGAGAGUCCGCUGUUCGGCAUCAGCAAGCAAGAUCUGGAAACGUCAGACUUUGAAAUAGUCAUCAUACUCGAAGGGUUGGUUGAGGCCACGGCGAUGACGACGCAGGCGCGCAGCUCGUACCUGGCCUCGGAGAUCCUGUGGGGUCACCGCUUUGAGCCGGUCAUCUUUGAGGAGAAGAGCCAGUACAGGAUAGACUACGCCUACUUUCACAAAACAUUCGAGGUACCAUCCACCCCCAGAUGCAGCGCCAAGGACAUGGAGGAGAGAAAAUUCUUAACAUCUGGUGCCAACUCUUUCUGCUACGAGAAUGAGCUGGCCUUCAUCAGCAGGGACGAGGAGGAGGAGGAGGGGGAGGCAGGGAAAGACAGGAAGUGUUCGACAGAUUUAGUGAAUGAGCAGGCUACUUCCGGGCGAGAUCCAAAAUCCUCCCCGAAAGAAUCAGAGAUUUAAAAGAAAAAGGGUUUUGGUUUUGUUUGUUUUUGGAUGCAAUGAAGCAUCAUGGGAAGAACCCUAUGACUGUCACUCUUCUGACAUGAGGAUACCACUAAUGACAUGAAAAGGAUUUCCAUCAUACAAGCAAACUUUAAAGUCGAACAUUUCUCAUCGGAUUAACUUUUUAUCUUCCUGAGAGGCUCACAAAGAUUUACCAAACGCAAACACAACUGUAUUGUUUAAAUUAGCUGACGGCCAUAGUCAUACAGUGCAUGACAUUAGCAUAGCUUUGUAUGAAUAUUUUGGGAAAUGUUUCAUAAUAGUUUGGUGAGAAUAUCUGUAGGUGCUGUUAACCUUCCUCAAAUACACUUUAUAAACCUGAGUGUGGAGUGAUGAAACAUUAACGAAAAACAGACCUAUUCCUCCAGACUCGUGUGGUAAACACAGAGAUGUGGAUCAACACUGGAUUUUCAUCUUCAUGAUUUAUGUGAACAAUAGGACUCUGAAUAAUAUAUAUUAUAUGUAAUUGGAGGACUUGUUAGUGGGCGUAAAUAAAUGUGUGUAUGUUCUGCAUGUAACAAGGGGAGACUCAAGAGAAAGAGACUUCAAAACAGGAAAAAAAAAGCUUAACGGUGCGUGAUGUGUUAUUAAUGCCGCUAAGCCUUUAAUCAGGUCGAACUAUACAUCUCUGUCUUUAACUUUCAGCCAGCAGGGAGCCACUGACAGAUUGGCCGAUGUAACGACCUAAUGAGCAUUUGCUCGUUUUUGCUUCUGGCUUUACUGUUUCUUCACCUUUCUAUGCUCUCCCAUGUAACACAUGCAGUUAGCUAUGAUAACAGAGGGAAGGGUUUGCACUGGAAACCUGUUUAUGUUACUGAAACAACAGGUCUUUGAUCUCAGGAAGAAGUAGACUCAAGCAGUUUAUCAUUUGGAUCUGUCAACAGAUUUCAUCAACCGAUCUCACAAGCCACUAACUUUAGCUUUUUCAAAUAUGCACCCCCGGAAAUUUCUAGACAAUUUUAGGAGGACGGCUCUUGAAAUUCUCCUGAUCUUGUUGUUCACACAUUCUCACAGCGGGACACUCU